AUGUCAAAGUCGAAUGCCGUUCAUUCUGCGCCAGCCUCUUCGUACACCAGCACCGAGGAUGAGCUUGAUAUCGACGACGAACCAGUGGACACAGGCUUGAUUCGUUGCAUUUGCAAUUCUUCAGAGGAUGACGGUUUUACUAUCCAAUGCGAGCGUUGUUUGGUAUGGCAGCAUGCCUUUUGUGUCAACAUAAGCCAACACAACAUUCCAGAACAUUAUCUUUGCGAGCGAUGUGAUAAGCGGUUUCGAUAUGUGAUUGCCAAUGAUAUGGAUCUUGUGGAGAAUGAGGAGCGUCCUACGUUGAGGUUACGGACACGACCUGAUGCAUCGACAAGGAGGCGAGGAGGUGGUGUGGGUGCAGCAACAACAACAACAACAACGACCACAGCGACAGCAGCAGCAGUAGACAAGAUAGGCGAUAAGCACCAUUUCCGUGAUAUUCAUAAUCGAAUGCAAAGUCCCACCCAUGAUGAUGAUGAAUACAAGCCUGGUUCAGCAAAACGGCCUUCUUCCCAUCAACGUAGUAAAAGCAAUGCGGGUCGUCCACCAUCCAAAAAGCCAAAGUUGUCAAAGAGGAUACCUGUAUCAAAAAAGUCAUGGAGAGAGAUGGAAGAGGAUCCAGCAAGACAACCUUCUUCGUCUUCAAGGCGUAAAACGGUCACCGGAGCAACCCCUCGUUUUCAGCUUAUCAACGCCAACACCAUUCGUAGCGUACACGUUGAACAAACCUUCAAGGAAGCAAAUGAACGGUGGAAGAGAAUGGAACAACAACAACGGGUACCGAUUCAUUUUGUUGUCAUGAAAGAGACCGAUCUUCAUAUUUCGAUCCCGAAAGCGACUGUGCGACCAUUGUCAAAGUCAUUUUACGCAUUGAACGACACUUCUGAGCCUCUCACAGGCAUGUUUGCCGAUGUUCAUAUUCCUGCCAAUCGACUUGUUGCUGAGAUCAAUGGUGACAUCCUUCUCAAGUCUGAAUACAAGUUCAACCAUGAAAACGAUUUUACGAUCCUUGGAACUCCAUGUGUCCACGUAUUUUUUUAUCCUACGAUUGAUCUUUGUAUCGAUGCUCGUCACCGUGGCAACCAAUCUCGGAGUAUUCGUCGAUCAUGUCAUCCCAACGCCGAAUUACGCAGUAUCAUUACAACCAAUGAGGAUGAUAUCCAGGUGCGAUUGGGUAUCUUUUCACGAGCGGAUAUUGACAAGGGAGAAGAGAUCACGAUUGGCUGGAAUUGGCAACGAGGACACAUUAGUUGGAAAAAGAACGUCGAGUGGCACAGCAUGAUGAGUACGGGUGGUGUUGCAAACCAAGUGAUGGAUGAACAAGAAGAACGCAGUAAUCGUAUGGCCGUAGCAAGGAUGUUGGCUCUCUUUGAUACCGAAUUUGUGGAUUGUGCAUGCCGUGAUCGAGAAAUUUGCUUCAUUGAACAUCUCCGGAGAAAUAGCAAUAUGCUUGACAAAGAUUGGCGGCCAAAGACACGUCCAUCGGUUCGUUCGCCUUUAUCAAAUGGUGUGGAUACCAGUUCUACAGUGACGACCCAUACCAACACUUCCCCACAACGGCAACCUGGCAAGCGAUCUCAUGCCCAAUUGAACUUGGAGGAUCGUGAUGUAGAUGCUGGUCAGAAACUACCUUCACGUCAAAGUGUUGUCUCCAAUGCCAACGCCAAAUUAGACUCCAACGACAAGUCAUUCUCAGAUGCUGGAGACGACUCUGUGAUUGACAUCCUUUCCACAUCACCAACAGCUGGUAGUCCUGUUAUCAUGCCGACAACUACCACAUCACGCGUAGUGACGGAUACGGAAGAAGAAUUGGAUGUGGAUGGGGACAUCGAUGUUGGUGAUGAAGAAUACGCACAAAAUGCUGCUUCAAGUCCUUCCAAUGCACCUACAUCCAACAGUCAGCCAAAAGCCAAGUUGCCUUGCAAAAAGAAAUGGAUGCGUAGCUUUAUUCGACAAACCAACAACAAUAGCAAUGAUAAUAAUAACGACAGCAAUCAAAUCAAAGAAGCACCUGAAAAGGAUAUGGAUGUAGAGAACAAGGACGUGGUGGUGGAAGAUUCUACAAAGGAUGAUGUGAUGAAAACAAAGGUGGAAGAAUCCAACUCUACUCAGCUGACUACAAUCCCAAGCAAGGAAGAGUCAGCUGAGGAACCACAGCAACCUAUGGACGAUGAUUUGGAUGAUGGAGAAUUGAGUGACGCUAGCACCGCAUCCACUAUACCCUUGGAAGAAGAUCAUGAUUAUCGUACGAACAUGGAGGUAGACGACGACGACGACGAAGACCAUCAAGCUACAACAACAUCCUCCAUUGCCAACAAUGCAUCAGCGUCAGCAGCAACAGCUAUUGCAGUGACUUCAAAAAGUAAAGAGGAGGAUACGGAGAUGACAACAACCAUGACCAACAAGGUUGAAGAGGAGGAGCAACAAGAACAAACCACUGAAUCCAAUGACAAGCAGCCAGCUGAAGCGGAGGAGAAUGAGAAGGAUGAGGAGGAGGAGGAACCAGAGAUACAAAAGCCAUCAUCAGAAGCGGGCGACAGCCAAAAUUCAGAUGACAAAAGCAAGCCAACCAAGAUCAAAUUAUCCCUUCAAGAGUAUCUAUCAAGGCGUGCAGCUAAUCAAGAUGGACCCUCCAAUGAAUCGCAUACUUCCAAUUCUGAUAUGAGUAAGGAGGAGGUCAAGCUAUGCAAUUCUACGGCCACUACUACUACUACAGCUAUCACCUCCACCUCCACCGAUAUAUCGAACAUGGAAAAGGAGCAACCAGAAGCCAUUGUUAAUCAGCAUUGA
This is a messenger RNA of Lichtheimia ornata, 2790 nucleotides long. RefSeq lists its product as uncharacterized. The coding region runs from base 1 to 2790 and encodes 929 amino acids. The transcript has 3 exons. Gene Ontology annotation, molecular function: protein binding. Lineage: Eukaryota; Fungi; Mucoromycota; Mucoromycetes; Mucorales; Lichtheimiaceae. The record is from RefSeq and is a predicted model, not a curated record.